UCUUUGAAUCUCGCCGCGAGAGCCUGCUUGAAAUCCCCCCCCUCCUAAUGGGAGGCAGAAGAAGACGAUAUUAGUGAACGGGUGACGGCAUCUAUGUCACACAAGAGAAUGAGAUCAGGCAGUAAUUCGGGGAUGCAGUGUCGCUGUUCGCACCGUCACCAGCAUCGACGUCUUCCGUGCGUGGGUCGGAAAAGCCAUGUGUCACCGCUGCUAUGGCCAUUGAUCUGGCCGACAAUUGUCGGCAUUUCCUUUAUGUGGCCAUUCGUCCUGUCUACCGGCCGCGGAUGCUCUGGAAAUCGUCGAGCUAGAAAAAAAGGCUGUGGUAUAACGGAUGACCCGUUCGAACGCUUCCAGGAGGACCGCGGUGCCCGACGCAAGCACUCGAAGAUGGAGAACAGGCAGAUGGAGGAGGAUCUCCGGGUCACGCAAAGGAAGCACCACAGAGAUGUGCGGACUCGCGAGAGGAGAAAUAAAGCUAAUGCAGAGGGAGUUCCUAGAUAGAUUGAUGCGCGUGGUAAUUUUGAUGUGUGUUGUGUGAUGUCUCUAUUGCUUCAGUGCUUGGGACUUGUUGUGUGUGC
Messenger RNA from Laetiporus sulphureus 93-53, 578 nucleotides. RefSeq lists its product as uncharacterized. The record is from RefSeq and is a predicted model, not a curated record. The transcript is spliced from 4 exons. The coding region runs from base 94 to 501 and encodes 135 amino acids. Lineage: Eukaryota; Fungi; Basidiomycota; Agaricomycetes; Polyporales; Laetiporaceae.